Betta splendens (Siamese fighting fish) is the source of this 2852-nucleotide messenger RNA. Its product is annotated as transmembrane protein 255B. The record is from RefSeq and is a predicted model, not a curated record. Lineage: Eukaryota; Metazoa; Chordata; Actinopteri; Anabantiformes; Osphronemidae. The transcript has 8 exons. Bases 497 to 1246 code for a protein of 249 amino acids.
AAAAAUGGACAUACGAUAAAAUGAAGAAAAAAAAGAAAGAAACAUGUACAUUCUAGCAGUAAAUCUAGGCUUUGUGGGCUACACAGUAUUGAAUUGAGCAUAAAAGUACACCUAAUCACAGAAAUGGAACAAAUUGUUAAAGCCUUAAUUAAAAUAACGACGACUUAUAUACUAUUACUACUAUUAUAUGGUUACAUAGACAAACACCUCCCGUCUGCAUGUACAUUAGGGGGAGGGCAAUUUUCCAACCAGCCCUAAACGCAGCAGCAGAUUCGACUGACGUCGGCACUGUGUAAAAGCUUGGGCUGCAGCCGGUCACAAGUUGAAGCUGGUACCGGAGAAGUGGACUGAUCAUGACUGCAAGGAUCCAGGGAGCAGUGGGCAAACUGGUGCCAAAGAACCAGGCAACGGGUAAUUUACUGGGCGAUGGAGUGGUGACUUGACGGCUGCAUUACAUUUCACACUGAUAACGCAUAAAGUUUUAAGGCUAAAGACGAUGUCGAGGAUCAGGCGGGCGGUGUGGCUGGUACUGGCCAUGCUCGGCCUGUCUCUCCUGCUGGUGGUGCUGGGAGUCUACACCACAACCCGAACGAAGAGCCUGGAUGUAACCGGCUACACCUCUGGAGUUAUCCUGACCCUUGGAUCGUUCCUGGGACUUCUAGGACUGUGUUUGAAGGAGAACUGCAAGCAGCUGCUGACGGCUGCCAUCUUGUUCCUCAGCCUGGGGAUCGUCGCCUCUUUCCUCUGCGUGAUGAUCGAUGGUGUCUGUGUUGCUUUAAACAUGGACGUGCGUCCGCUCAGAGCCGAGCGGUGCCAGCAUUACAGCAGCGGCUCCAGCUACAUCUACGAGAAUCUCUACACCUCCGUGUCGUGUUGGAGUCUGACGGAGUCCUGUAACAUCACGGUGCGAAGUGGGACGUGCUACUGCUGCGACCUGUACGACUGCGCCAAUGGAGACUACCUCAGCAACUACUAUGAGUUUGUGGGCGUGCGGAGCUGUGGGGACGUCUUCACCCUGUAUGUUUUAAUCUGGGUCCUCACUGGCCUGAACCUGGCCGCCUUCUUCGCUGGGAUCCUGACGACAGCGGUGCUCGGCAGCAUGAAGGACCUGAGGGAUAGCAGCCCUGCGACCGAGCCCUCCUACAGCACGUUACCUUCCCCUACGGCGCCUCUGUUGAUGGAUGCCAACACACACAACACAGUUCACCAUCUCCACCCAGUCAGUGUGCAGACAACGCAAACAUGAACACAACACACACACACACCCACUAGCACAGUAGCUAACACACCAUAUGUAUGUAUGUAGCCUCUUUUCUUUUUGGCUUGCGAGUCUGAGCAUCAUUAGUCCAAACCACAUCGGUUUCUCAUUUCACUGAUCUAACUUUGAUAAUGCAGGUGUGUAUUUUUAAGAGUGACACAACUGUCAGUAAGUCUCGCUGAUAAGUCGUGCCUACAUGUGUUAGCACUUAACUACCACAGGAGAAUCAUUGUUGAUUAAAAAAGCCUGUCUCACAGCUCGCACGUCUCCGUCCGCACCCUCCUGAUGAGGAGCCUCCAGGUCUAAGCCUCAGCCUCACAGCUUUCUCACUGCUGAAUGGGGAGAGGUCUGUCCCACACUGAGAGCAGGCGUUUUAUUUUAAGCAUUAAAUGUUUAUGAGAGACAUACUGUUGAAUUAAAGUUGAAUAACUAAUAAUCAGUUUAUGAGUAAUAUGAGAGUAAUUAAAAAUCCAGGAUCAUGGUCCAUGCGUCAUAUUUAAUUGUGUUUGAUUAUUUUGUCUAGUUGUAGAACAAAUCUAACCUCAGAAUAAUAUUGGUCAACUUCCAUUUCAUCACAGUCCCUAGUUAUGAGUAACAUAACGCCAUUUGUGGUUAGUUAUAGGCACUGGCUCAGUUUGGUCUUGUUCAAUCUCGUUUCACAGUCGAGCAUCGCUACGGGACCGUCCACAGUAACACAAUCCUCGAUCCUGCUGCACCAGAGCUAACGGCUAAUUGGUUACAUGCUUCCUGUGGUGACAGACACUCUGUAAUUACCUCUGUGUGUAGUCAGCAUUAGGUUUUGAGGUGGAGGCUGUUCCUCAUAUAAACAUCACCCACGUAUGAGGGAGACGAUGCAGAGCUGCUGUUAUCAGCUCAGUUCACUGUUUACUGCUUCACCACCAAAGGUUUUCUGCUGCUGCUGCGGAAUUUAUGAUAAGGUAGAUCAAAUUAAUAUUAAUAGAUAGCAGCGUACUAAUUUUUGCUGUUACGUGAAGGUUAAUGUGGCAGAGAGUAAACAGACACAUGCUCUGGUUACAUAAAAGCUUUUAUAUCCACCUCUCAUUCCUGCUUGUAUAUCUAAUAUCAUUUGUAUUUUCAUUUUCACUUAUAGUAAAACAUUUGUUGUCUCACAAGUUCUUAACCACAUCUUGUAUCAAAAUUGAAUUUUUAAAAAUAUUUCCUUCUUGUGAUUUUUACCUGAUGUAUUGGAGCUGUAUAAAAACAUUAUGCAGUAUGUUCACAAUCACAAGAAUAUUUUUGCUUAAACCUCAAAGAACUAUCUAUUAAAUUUGGAAAUGACAGAAUGUUUUGAGAGUAUAUAAUUGCUAAAAACUACUAUUUUUCCCUACACCUACAGAAAAACAUUCAGGGAACAUUUAAAUGCUAUUGUUCUAUAAAUAUUAAACAGUAAUGUUCCCUAAACCUAUAAAAAACACUGCAGGAUAGGAUCCUGUUGGGAAUUUUAAAACUUUAUGUACCAUGAAACACAUUUUUCUAAAUAAGUGGUUUUCACUGACAUGUUUAUAUGGUGUCACCACAGUGUUUGAUUUAAACACAUGUAAUAAAUGUUUAUUUUGUCGUCCUGUAGAAUUUA